Molecule: messenger RNA, 1760 nt
Organism: Tigriopus californicus
Lineage: Eukaryota; Metazoa; Arthropoda; Copepoda; Harpacticoida; Harpacticidae
Exons: 2
Coding region: 318-1760 (480 amino acids)
Source: RefSeq, a predicted model, not a curated record
UUCUGCACUCUUUUGGCUAUAUUUAUUGGUUGGUUCUGGUCACUGGUCACCUUCGGCUAAAAUUUCUUGAAUGGCUAGUGUUACAUCAGUAUCUUCUGGGGACGCCAUCUUGCUUAAGUUUCCCUGGGUCCAAAGCCACAUCGAGCCUAUUCAAUAUCGAAACCGUCAUUUCGUGGACUGGAUAAUUGGUUUGGAUUAUUUCGGUGGACGCGUUUACGAGAAUAGGUCUCAGCCGCAACGUGCACAUUAGGGUGUACGUUACAGUUUCGAUAGAGAUUCGAUGUGUUGGAUUAAGGUGGUCACAGGUGUUAACCAUCAUGGCGUAUGAAUCUGGUCAGGAACAGGUCCUGACCGGGGAUAUCCCUGCCGAGGAUUCCGAAGACAAUGUGGUCAAUCGGAGAAGGAUAGCGCUACUUGGAAGUGUGACAAGAAAGGUCAAUGAAAUAGAACCCCUUAUCCUGGACCCGUCGAAUUUAUUGAUAGUCGAAGAAGAUUAUCGGGAACUUACCCAUCGCAUGGAAGCAUUAAGAGCCGAGGUCCAGGAAGAGGCAAGCCGCCCCGAGUUGGGGGAGGAGACAUGUAAACAGAUCUUGGAUUGGUACCACGCGAAAUCGGCGGACUUCCUCGCCACCAAACGAAGAAUCUCGAAUUGGAUUGAUCGCACCAACCAUCUAGUGGUCCAACCCUCAGAUAGCGUUUCAGUAGCUGGGUCAGACAGAUCUCGUACAUCUGUCGUGUCCAAUGCUAGAUCUGAAGCCCGAAUUCGCCUAGUUGAAAGCCAGGCCAAACUCGAAGCCCAACAAAAACUUGAUACAGACUUGAGGCGUAUCCAGGAAGAGCGCUGGAGGAUUGAAAAGUCUUCUCAAGAGGAGAGGGAACGUCUGAAUCGACUAGAACGAGACGCUCGCGCCGAAUCCGAGAAGAAGAGGAUAUCGGAUAUUAGCGCCAAACUGGACCAAUUUGAUGCAAUCGACCGCAAUAAAGAACAGGAACUAUUCGGCCGAGGUAAUGAGGCUCACUCAGUCAUCAGAUCCAGCCACCAGAUCGAUCUGUUAGCCGAAAUUGCUUUGAGAUCACAUCUCCCCAAAUCCGAACCUGAGGUAUUCGACGGUACUGAUCUCACACGUUUUACGUCCUUUAUGCAAGCCUUUGAUCGCUUAAUUGCUUGCAACACGAAGUCUCCGUCUGAUCUUCUUUAUUACCUCGAGAAAUACACCCAAGAUGAGCCGCGGGAAUUAGUAAGAAGUUGCUUUCACAUGAAUCCGACUGAUGGGUAUCAGGAAGCCCGUCUAUUGCUGAAGAAAGAGUACGGAAACGAAUUUCAGGUCGCUAACGCCUUUCUCCAGAAAAUUCAGAAAUGGUCUAAUAUCAAGAAUGACGACAUAGCUGGUUUGAAGAAGCUUUCUAUUUUUCUUCGUGGCUGUGAAAAUUAUUUGAAAACUGUUUCAGGCAUGAACCAGUUGAAUAGCCCAUCUCAAAUUCAAGAUAUAAUUAUGAAGCUGCCCAUGAAACUUCGGGAAAGGUGGAGAAACCGCGCAUUCUACUUGUUGGAAAACAAGGGAUUUGUUGAAUUCAAGGACUUAUCGGAUUUCGUUCAUCUACAAGCUAGCAUUGCAUCCGUGCCAAUUUUUGGUGAUAUCAAAGAUCCCAGCCCCAAUCAAGGCCGAACUAACCAAAAUGUCGGGGUCAAAAGAUCGAUGUCUUUCGCUUCAAGCACAAACUUCAACUCAGCAUUCAAUGAAAACUCUGUUGCNACUUGA